Molecule: messenger RNA, 1617 nt
Organism: Aureobasidium uvarum
Lineage: Eukaryota; Fungi; Ascomycota; Dothideomycetes; Dothideales; Saccotheciaceae
Source: the annotation of a GenBank genome assembly
GACUUCGAGAUCACGACUAGUGCCAAAACUCCAUCCGAAGUGGACGAGGCAUCCGACAGAAGUUCCAUCGAUGCCAGGAACCCCUUCAAAGAUCCCAAGGUCGCCGAAUAUUACCGCAAGUUGUACGAAGAAGCACAAUACGAAUCUCGCGAAGCUUUUGAUCCGGAAAUCGAAUGGACAGCUGCAGAAGAGAGGAGUCUUGUUCGACGAUUAGACUGGCACGUCUGUCUUUUCGCCUGCGUUAUGUUUUUUGCUCUACAGCUCGACCGAGGGAAUAUCUCACAGGCUCUGUCUGACAAUAUGCUUGACGACCUUAAUCUCACGACUAACGAGUACAACUAUGUGUUAAUCAUCAAUANNGGUCAAACUUUGUUCAAGCUGUCGUUCAUGGCUGCUGAGGUGCCUUCUCAACUCAUCUCUAAGAAGCUAGGUCCAGACAGAUGGAUCCCUAUGCAGAUGAUGCUUUGGUCUGCGGUCGCGGCCGCACAAGCCGGCCUCAAUGGCCGAUCCAGCUUCUACGUCUGUCGCUGCCUUAUCGGAAUCCUUGAAGGUGGCUUCAUUCCUGAUCUUGUGCUGUGGCUAUCGUACUUCUAUACUAGUACUGAGCUGCCCGUCCGGUUGAGUUUCUUCUGGACCGCACUCAAUCUGACCACUAUCGUUGCGUCACUUCUGGCGUUCGGCAUCUUCCACCUUGACAAUGCUCAUGGUAUUGCUGGUUGGAGGUGGUUGUUCCUCAUCGAGGGUCUUAUGACAUUUGCCAUUGGAGUGGCUUCUGUCUUCCUCAUGCCUGCUUCCGCCGUGCAGACCAAGACUUGGUUCCGCCCCAAGGGAUUGUUCACAGAUCGCGAGGUCAAGAUUGUCGUCAACCGUGUUUUGAGAGACGAUCCUUCCAAGGGCGAUAUGCACAACAGACAAGCAAUUACGCCAAGGCGUCUGUGGCAAUCUCUCUCGGAUUACGAUUUANUCUACGCACUUGGCUUGGUCGUCUUUAUCCCUCCUACCCCUGUCACCAAUUACUUGAGCUUGACCCUCAGACAUCUCGGCUUUAGCACAUUCAACACCAAUCUCCUCACCAUUGUGCCCAAUGCAGUCACCAUCAUCACAUUACUGAGUUUGACCUGGCUGAGCGAAAAAGUCAAGGAACGCUCCUUCAUCGCCGCCAUACAAAAUCUUUGGUUGUUGCCUUGCUUGAUUGCUCUGCGAUGGUGGCCAGGCUCCGGCACAGAUGUUUGGGGUACUUAUGCUUUGCUGGUCAUUCUUCUUGGAUACCCUUACUGUCAUGCUAUCCUCGUUGCGUGGACAUCGCGUAAUGCUGGUUCUGUCCGCACACGCACCAUCUCUGCCGCUGUUUAUAACAUGUCGGUGCAGGCAGGAGGAGUCAUUGGCGCGAACAUCUACCGCCAGGACGACAAGCCAUUAUACCAUCGCGGUAACAUGCAGAUUGUUGCUGUCAACUGCUUGGCCAUUGCGUUGUAUGCUAUUGCAAAGGUGUACUAUAUCUUCAGGAAUAAGCAGAGGGAAAAGAAGUGGGCGGCCAUGACUCAGGAGCAAAGAAACGACUAUAUCGAGAACACGACUGAUCAAGGCAACAAGAGGCUGGACUUCCGCUUUGCGCAC